GCUUUGCUUUCUAUGUUCAGAAGGUGAGAAUCACAUCACUCGUAUGUUUUUAGUAUCUUCUCAUGGUGUAUUAUUUUCAGGUGUAGUUAUUUAAUUGGCUCAAUUUAAUUUCCUGUAUUCCUAUAUGAAAUGAGUUGACAGGUGCAGUUUCUCAGUUAAAAGUAUUAAAGUUUAAACAUUUGUAGGCAGUGGAUAUGGUAGGAGUCUAAAAUGCAGACUCCCCAGAUAGCACUGAAUCGAAAUAUUUAGUUUCUGCUACAUGUUGCUUCACAGUACCAGAUUGCAGAGCAGGAGGUGAGAUGGGGUGUGUGACUGUAUUUGAGCCUGUGGUGGGUCUGCAUGCUUUUGCCAUGUUCAUAACCUAUCCUCUACUACAGCAGUAUAUCUACAGGAGACUGUGGGAACAGCUGUGUGGAUCUCUAUUUCCUGUCAGUAUAAACCAUUCUCAUUGCUCCAACAACUACACCAAUUUGACUAUUCAUCAGGCUGUGCAGAAGGAGAUGUCUCAUUUCCACAUCAAGUUUGAGCUGUCCUUCCUAUUUCCCAGCCUGGUCUCCUCAGUGCUUCUGUUGUCAUACAGUGACUAUGGUGGACAUAAGGUGGCAAUGGCUCACCCAUUGGUGGGCAGUUUUUUCUUCCCUCUCACUUUUUUCAUAGUGGGCGAGUACUCACUCAGGUACCUCAGGUACCUUCUUGGUGCUGCUUUUUCUGGGCUUUUAGGGGGUAAACGUACGCUGGCUGGAGACUGUUUUUCCUAUGUGGCUGACAAUUGUACUACUAGAAAAAGAGUAAAGGCUAUUCAAAUGGCUCGUCUAGACAUCGUUCUAGCUAUGCUGUCUGAUUUGGGCUCCCUUUGCACUGGGUUCUAUAUUCAAGUUGCUGGCUUCAGCUGGCCAUUCCUCUCUGCAUCCAUAUUUCAUCUGCUCAACCUGAUUUAUGUGUUGGGGAUGCUAAAGGAGCCUCAGUGUUCUUCAGUACAAAAUCUGACCCUGAAGCAGAGCUCGUCCAGCCACAGGGCAGCUGCUGAACCUUUCCCUCAGACAAGGGGCUUUUAUGGUGUCCUACCUGCUUUUUGCAGCUUCUACAAGGAGACAAAAUGUAGUGCUGCUUCUCAUCCUACUGUAAGUGACUUUGUCAUCUACAAGUGGGAAGAUGAUGGUGGAGUUCUUCUCAGUAGCAAUGGAGUUAAGGGUCUGCAGGCUGAAGUCUCUGACCUUAGCCCUAGCUUCGCGGGUUGCCUCAGCCUCGGCUGCCAUAGCCCUCUGAAGCUGACGAGGCAGCUUCACGUCUUUUAUCUCCACACGCUCCACCUUAAUGCCCCAAGCGUCUGUGGCUUCAUCCAAAGUCACCUGAAGAAAACAAGGUGUUUUUAUGGUGUCUACCUGCUUUUUGCAGCUUCUACAAUGAGACAAAAUGUAGUGCUGCUUCUCAUCCUGAGUGCCAUUGUCUUCUACAAAAUGAUAAAAAAAAUGGAUUCGUAA
This is a messenger RNA of Tachysurus fulvidraco (yellow catfish), 1481 nucleotides long. RefSeq names its product solute carrier family 46 member 3. NCBI's taxonomy places the organism in Eukaryota, Metazoa, Chordata, Actinopteri, Siluriformes, Bagridae. The record is from RefSeq and is a predicted model, not a curated record. Gene Ontology annotation, cellular component: lysosomal membrane. Gene Ontology annotation, biological process: vacuolar transmembrane transport. Gene Ontology annotation, molecular function: transmembrane transporter activity.